UUUGUCGGAAUAGGAAAAUCUCGACAUAAUAAUAAUUUCUUAGUCUUGAAUUUGGUUGGUUUGAAUAGUGACGCAAUAAUCAACAACACUUUCUUUCAAAAAAUAUCUUUGCUACUUGCACAAAAAAAAAUUAAACUACUUAUGGUCUAACAUAAGUAGAGUCGUUGAUUUUGAUAUUAUUAAUAGAUUGUUGUAAUGUUUUUUAAACUUUGUUUUUUCAAAAUUUUAUUCGUAAAGUCAAUGAAAGUUUUGUAACCGUUGUUUAUACAAAACCACUAGCAGACCUUACGUGAGCAAAAAAUCGCUGCCAAACGUAUUCAUUUUAAAAGUCAAAACAAUUUAUGUUGCUAACAAUGUUUAAAUCACUUAAUACUUUGGUAUUUGGUUUUACAAUAUUUUGUUGUAAUUGGAAACCUACAAUUUUUACAAACUCCACAGCUCUUGAAGCAUAUAGUUCGCCCAAUUUUUUUACAUUGAGACCUAUCAAUAUCUCACACCCAAGAAUUGAUAUCUCGCUAGUUCCGUCAUACGCUGAAACUCAAACCGAAAAAGUGAAUACAAAAUAUUCGUUCAAGUACUUCAGCCGUGAAAGCAAAUAUCAAAUUAAUGGUGAUAUUGGGGGUAGCGUCUAUUUAAAUUGCGAAAUAACUACAAAUGAGAAGCCAACUAUUAUAUGGUUUAAAGAUGAUAAAAUUUUAAAAGAAAGAAGUUACAGAUUUUUUUACGAAUUGGAUUUUGAACAUUUAUACAUCUUAAACUUUGACUCUUUACUGAUUACUGAUAAUGGAAGCUAUAAAUGCGUUGUGGGUGAAAAAAAUGAAACACAAAUUUCGAAGUUGUUCUCUUUAAAAGUGGAAGAACGUCAUCAAUUUGAGACCUUGCAUAUCACAUCUCUCAUUCCAAAUCAGUUAUCCGUUAAUUAUGGAGAACACUUUAAGAUUACUUGUACAGCGGCUGGUGACGAAGAUCAACCCAUGUUUUUUCGCUGGGAUCAUAGACGCCCAAGCAAUGAUACCACUAACUGGACUAAUCAUAAAGGUGUAAAAUAUCACGUGGUAACACUCAAAAUUGAUGCGUGCAGGGGUAAAAGUGUAUUAAAAGUAUUUCAAGUAAACGUUUCAAAUGUUGGCGAAUACGUGUGCAUUGCUUUUAAUAAAAAUACAUUUGCAACUAAAAGUGCAAUUGUUGCAGUGAGAGAAAGAGGCAAACCAUCAGCAGCAACGCUAUCGAGCAUCUAUAUUGCACUGAUUACAUUUUUUUGCAUAAUUUUUGUGGUUUUGCUGGUGAUCGUUGUAAUAGUUACUCGUUUAAGAAAAAAAAAAUUAUCAAAAAGGCGGUCGCACUCGAUUCAUUAUGAAGGACAUAAUAUUGAUACGCUGAUGCCAAAAUCAUGAGUUUAAAAACGAAGUUUUCUUUAAUUGUGAUAUUAAAUCAAAAAUAUUAUUUAUGAUUAGAUUAACAUUAACGCUUCAAUUUUA
This is a messenger RNA of Hydra vulgaris (swiftwater hydra), 1478 nucleotides long. Its product is annotated as myoblast growth factor receptor egl-15. Lineage: Eukaryota; Metazoa; Cnidaria; Hydrozoa; Anthoathecata; Hydridae. The record is from RefSeq and is a predicted model, not a curated record.